Myxocyprinus asiaticus (Chinese sucker) is the source of this 5379-nucleotide messenger RNA. It is a transcript of the gene cdh5, whose product is annotated as cadherin 5. Gene Ontology annotation, molecular function: calcium ion binding; cadherin binding. Gene Ontology annotation, biological process: homophilic cell-cell adhesion; regulation of establishment of cell polarity; cell morphogenesis. The record is from RefSeq and is a predicted model, not a curated record. Bases 248 to 2563 code for a protein of 771 amino acids. The transcript is spliced from 12 exons. Gene Ontology annotation, cellular component: adherens junction; catenin complex; bicellular tight junction. Lineage: Eukaryota; Metazoa; Chordata; Actinopteri; Cypriniformes; Catostomidae.
GGAGCUGAACUGUAGAGGUAGGAACAAUAACAGGAAGCGACUAGAGGAACGUCUGGGCUGGCUGAUCACUUUUGCCACUGUAGUGGCCUGAUUGUUCAGUGAGCAGCACUGUGGGAGCUCAGACAGGUUCACAUGCCGCUGAAAAAACGACAGCACUGACCUGAAACUGAGAAGGAUAUAACUUGGCUUAUUUACAUACUUUAGGGAUUUUCAAUCAAGGAAGAUUGUUGAAGGGACCUAAACUCUGAUGAUGAAACAGUCUUCCUGGAGGCCAGUGACUGAGCCUGGCUUUUGGGCAGGUUUCUUGGUAAUUUUAUGUACUCUCAUCACAGCAGUGGAUGUCCACCAAACUCUGAAACCAACAUCCAUGAACAACAAAGUGCUCCAAAGACACAAACGAGAAUGGAAAUGGGAUAAACUUUAUGUGUAUGAGGAAACAGCUCCAAAGAACCCACCUGAAAAAAUUGGAAAGCUAGAAAAUACACUUUACAAUGAGAUGUCCACACAAUAUAUUCUUGCAGGAGAAGGGGCUAAUGACAUUUUUACUGUAAAUGAUAUGGGGGAUAUCUUUGUCAAUGCAAAGCUAGACCGGGAAAAGAAACGCGUCUACAGACUCUCAGCCUCGCUCAUCAACAUUCAAACCAGAAUGCAGAUUGAAAAAGAUGAUCCUUUUGAAAUAGUGCUCCUUGAUAUUAAUGACAACAGACCUGUUUUUCCACCUGACCUGUCUGGAUCCAUCAGUGAAUCCUCUAGAGAAGGAACUACAGUGAUGACAGUAGAAGCAACUGAUGCUGACGAUCCAACAACUCAAAAUGGAAUGAUUGAGUACAAAUUGUUAAAUGGGACAGACCUCUUUCACAUCAACAAUAAAGGUGUCAUUAGCACAGUGAAAAGCACCCUGGACCGUGAGAAACAAAGUCAGCACCUGAUUGCCAUACUAGCCAAAGAUAUGCCAGAUUCAGAAACUGGAAAUACUGCUACAACCAUAGUGACCAUCAACAUAACUGAUAUAAAUGACAACAUUGCCACCUUCAAGACAGGAAAAUAUCAUUUUAAUGUGAAAGAAGACAGCAAACCAAGAUCUGAAAUUGGCACAUUAAGCGUGGAGGACAGAGAUGAGAUUCAAAACAAAGAUCCAACAUUUACUAUUCAGCAUAAAUAUGAUAUAUUUGCCAUUAAACGGAGUAAUGUGAAAGAUGGAAUUCUUAGCCUUAAAGUGCCUCUCGACUUCGAAACAGAGGAGACGUAUAGUUUCAGUGUAGAUGUGGUCGAGCACACAGUGUCUAAAUCCCCAGAUAACCAAGGACCCCACUUGCUGAAGAGAGCCCAAGUUUUCAUCAACGUAAUUGAUGUUGACGAACCACCCGUUUUCAACCAAACUGAAUACAAGUUCAGCAUUAAUGAGGGCCCUUUCAAGAAUCCAAUCAUUGGUGCUGUCUCAGCAAAGGAUCCAGAUAAAAAGGGCUAUAAAAUACGGUACUCUAUUGAAGACCCGAACUGCCCUGUAAGUGUGGAUCCUGUAUUAGGGCAUCUUUCCUUAAAGAGACAACUGGAUAGAGAGCAAGAGUCCUCAUACACAUUUCAAGUUAAAGCACAGGAAGAUACACCAAAUGGUCAAAUAUCCUAUGCAAUGGUUAAUCUGAAAGUUCUUGACAUCAAUGACAACGCACCAGAACUAACUAAUGGGAGUUACGUGUAUGUUUGUGAGAGUGAUAAACCUGGCAUGGUAAUUGGGAUUAUUGGUGCCCAUGACAAGGAUGAAAAUCCAGGCAGAUUUCGCUUCACUCUGGCAAAAAAGAGUUCAAACUUUUCCCUUCACGACAACCAAGAUAACACUGCCAGCAUUGUGCUGAAGCAGGGAGGCUUCAGUACAGAGCACUCAGUGGAGCAUGUGCUCGAAAUCGAAAUCUCUGAUGGAGGUACACCAGAACAAAAGAGCAUUAACCCCCUCCACAUUAAAGUGUGCACAUGCCAGCUGGGUCGAAGGGCAGAGUACUGUAUGGCUUACGCCCAGACUGGAGUGAGUGUUAGUGUCGUCUUAGCCAUUCUUCUCUGCAUAAUCACAAUCUUGGUCAUCGUCAUCCUCAUUGUGUUGCGGAGACGUUACCAGAAAGACACUUUGGUCACACUUGGCAAGUCAUCUGGUGAGAUCCAUGAGCAGCUGGUGAGAUAUGAUGAGGAGGGUGGUGGAGAAAUGGACACAAACGGCUAUGAUGUCUCCAUCCUGACCUCCGCCUGUCAUGACAGCAGCUUUCGGCCCAGCACAGGGCCUUCGCUUUAUGCCAUGGUGAAGAAACCCCCAGCCUGCAAGGGCGACAUGGCCAUGAUGAUCGAGGUGAAGAAAGAUGAGGCAGAUCACGACCGUGAUGGAAUUCCCUAUGAUACUUUACACAUCUAUGGCUAUGAGGGAUCCGAAUCCCUGGCCGGUUCCAUCAGCUCCUUAGACUCAUCCUCUAGUGGGUCCAAUUUGGACUAUGACUUCCUAAGUGAUUGGGGACCACGUUUCAGGACCCUGGCUCAGCUCUAUGGAGUAGAUGGCUCUGACACUGAUAGCUCCUACUGAUCCCCAGAAAGAAAGACCAUCUCUCAGCUGCCAUCAUCCUAGAAGAUGAUAUCAAACUAAGGAUCCAUCAGAUGCUAAAACGUGGUAUGAUGGAGAUUGCUGUAAUCUCUUUAUGGGACAUUUUGUCAGGGUCUCUUUAAAAGAGUGAUUAACAAGUGCCAAUACUUGUUUCCUUCAUGUAUUGUUAUAUCAUCAUGACGAGCAUGAUAGUGUUUGUAAUUUUGAUAGAAUCAGUGUUAGAAUAAAAAACAAAAAACUUGCCUUGGUCUUUCAGACUAGUUUUGUAGAGGUAAAUUUUGUACAAAACAGUAUUGGACACUGGUUGGAACAAGCUAACUUUUGGGCAUUUUAUCCAUAUACUGCAAAUUUGUAUUAAUGUUAACACAAAGUAUCAGUGUGAGUGUUCUUCCUUAAUUAGACCAUUUUGUGAUAGAAAAUAUUUUUCUUUCAUUUUUAUUAUUAUUAUUAUUAUUCUUUUUUUUUCUCCAUCUUAUACUAUUCACAAAACCCUAUGUUUUUUUCUGGACUUUAUUUCUAAAGCCAGCAUUGUUCAGCAGCUGACUCUUCUCAUCAGGAAAACCACUGAAUUGCCAUGGGAGCAACAGAGGAAGUGGUGAUAACUGUAUUUUGAAAGAAUUAAAGGCUACUCCAAGUUUAUUUGACAGGAAUCAUCAGCACAUUGAUUGUUAUGAGUAAAGCCCAAAUCUCUAAGGUCAACCAAUAUAAGGCAAUUGCAAACGUCUCAGGAAACGUGCAGUGACUUGUAUACUUGGUGAAAUGCAAGAAGUGGUCUGAACAUCUGAAUGACCAUUUUAAUCAUAUGUGUGGCUAUAUAUUUAACAGGGUCUUAUGAGAACAUUGCACAAAUGUACUUGCUAAAUAUUUGUUUUAAAGGGAUAGUUCACCCAAAAAAUAAAAAUCCUCUCAUCAUUUACUCACCCUCAUGCCAUCCCAGAUGUGUAUGACUUUCUUUCUUCUGCUGAACACAAAUGAAGGUUUUUAGAAGAAUAUUGCUGCUCUUUAGGUCCUCACAAUGCAAGUGAAUGUAUACCAAAAUUUUGAAGAUCCAAAAAUCACAUAAAGGCGGCAUAAAAGAAAUCCAUAAAACUCCAGUGGAUAAAUUCAUCUCUUCAGAAGUGAAGAUAUGGAUGAUAGUUGUGGGUGAGGAACAGAUCAGUAUUUAAAUCCUUUUUUACUAUCAACCUCCACUUUCACUUUUACAUUCACAUUCUUUUUUUAUUUUUAUUUUUAUUUUAUUUGAUGAUUUGCAUUUCUUCGUGCAUAUCACCACCUAAUGGGCAGGGAGGAGAAUUUAUAGUAAGAAAGGACUUAAAUAUGUAUUUGUUUCUCACCCACACCUGUUAUAUUGCUUCUGAAGAUAUGGAUUUAACCACUGGAGUCUUAUAGAUUACUUUUUUGCUGCCUUUAUAUGGUUUUUGGAGCUUCAAAAUGUUGGUACCCAUUCACUUGGAUAGUGAGGACCUAUAGGGCUGAAAUAUUCUUCUAAAAAUCUUUGUUUAUGUUCUGCAGAAGAGAGAAAGUCAUACACAUCUGGGAUGGCAUGAGGGUGAGUAAAUAAUUUUUUUGUGUGUGUGUGUGUGUGUGUGUGUGUGUGUGUGUGUGUGUGUGUGUGUGUGUGUGUGUGUGUGUGUGUGAACUAUCCCUUUAAGAUUGUUAAACCUAGUUUUACUCUAACAUAUGUAGCAGACCAGCCUUUCUUGUCUCAUGGUAGUACUGAUUAUCCACAUACAAUGUUAAAUUGACUAGAGGAUCUUCAUUCAUUGAAAAACCUAUUUUGCUGUUUAAAUAUUUACCUCUGUGCACAAACUUUACCCCGUGUCCCACAUUAGCCAUGGGCACAAUAUGUGGAAGCCACUGCUUUUCCUGUAGGGAAUUACAUGCCAAGCACUCAUCUCCCAUCUCAGUCAAAAUGACCAGCUCCGUCACUAAAAUGUCAACUUCCUGUCUACGCGAGCACAAAGAAACUGACUUCCUGUUCCCUUAUCUUUUAAGUGAAGGGACACAUUGGAACUGUUUUCCUGUUUUCUUGUCUUGGACAGAUAAGGAAAGAAAAUUUAGGGGAGCAGGAAAACGUUAAAGAAUAAUGUGAAUCACGCUGUCUUGGUCGCAAAGGCAUUGUCAAUCCUUUAAGACAAAGGUGCGGAUUUGGUUGGAUUUCGAUAAAGUUUUUUUUUUCCAUUUCACCAUGCAAUUUAAUUUAAUCAAUCUAUUUUAGGACUGUUUUCUUUUUUAAAGGAAUAUCUUCUUUAUAGUUGUCUUUCUACUGUAUAUCAUUUUGGUUUUAGAAUUAGUACAAUCACUAAAGCACAGAUAUGUAUUAAUGAUAAGACUAUUAUCUUCCAUGAAAAUCAGAAAUACUGCACAUAUUGUCAUUGAAUGAUGUAUUUAUAUUUCUCAUAUUAAAAAAUGAAGAACUGGAAACAUAACUAAAAUUAGAGCCUUCAGUUCACAGUAUACGUAAUUGUUCCUUAUUAUUAUCAUAUUCCCUGUAAUUAUGCAUUUGAACCAGCUCUAUGUGGCAAUAAUGAGCUCUUUUAUAAGUGUAAAAUGUAGUGUGUUGAAUGAGCAUUUAUUUUAUAAAUUAAACAGGUGAAGUGUCUGCGAUUUCUUAGGCAGGUCCAGUAGAUGUCAGUGUUGGACAGCCAGGUUAAACAUCUCAGUUUGUGAUUUAUGUGUUUGGUAGAAGGAAAACAAUAUGUGCCUUUUUUCUAUUGUUUCUAUUGUUUUAAAAUAUUAUUUUUGUUUCUCUAAAACAGGACAUUUUUGUAUUUGAAUAAACUUCACAUUCCAUAAAA